GUUUUCAACAAUUGACCCUGGGAGCACAGUUAACCAAGUGGAAAGUUCGGAUUUUAAAUGCCGGGCCUUUGUGUAGGUGAACAUACAUUUAUGUCAGUCUCGGGUAAUUCUACCCAGGAUUAUAUUUAAAAACGCGAUUCUCUUUGCAAGUUGGAUAAAAUCUCCUCGGAACUCAUCGUAUUGAUAAGUGUAACUCUCUCUGUUUGGAAUACAUCGCAAAUACUCGACCAAUCAGACCAAUAAAAAUGUACCCCCACAGUGGGCGGGGCGGACCCUACCGUGGGGACAGAGAGGAGGAGUACAUUGGAUCACGGUACUUGAAUCAGCAACAUUUACGAGCACCUGCCAGUGGGUCGUUCAGUAGCCGCGCCACAUCCUCGGACCGAUACUACCCAUCUCACCGGAUUGAACCCCCCGUAGAUUACAGAGAGAGGGACCUGGAGGAUAGAAGAUCUACAGAAAAUGGAGAAGAUAAUGUAUCCUUUGCGAACUCUAUGGAAAAAAGAAAAUCCUUGCGGAAGCUCCUCAGUCGCUUUGCAGACAAGACGGCAAUGCAAGGUGUGGGCUAUAUAAGCUCUGCCAAAUACUGGUAUUCACGGGCAAUUUGGGUAUUCCUUCUCUUAGUGGCCAUGGGAUGGAUGGUCUUCCAUCUUUAUUAUCUUAUAUCGCAAUUUACGGACCUUCCUGUUCAGACUAAAAUAUCCCUUGGGUUUAACAACCUACAAUUUCCGGCCGUGACGCUGUGCAGUAUGAAUGUUGUCAAAUUCUCGGAGCUCCAAACCACCUCCGUUGCGUUUCAAUCCCUCGUUGCUCUAACGCAGCCUAGUCGGUUCAAACCCGAGGACUACAUUCCUGGAGGGGGCCCUCCGCCUCCUCCCCAACCCCCCAAAGACCGGAAGAGAAAGAAAAGGUUUGUCUCCGAGUUUGAUGACCUUGGGAACCUGACAGACUACGGGGAUUACUACGACGAUCCUUCGUUCCGAGACGAGGCCUUCAAGGACGCGAAGAAAGACAACUUGUACGAGGUAGAGAAUACCUUCAAAAACCUCUACCUGGCCAUGCCGAGGGGAGUCAGAGUGCAAGCUGGUCAUCAAAUACAGGACAUGCUGCUGUCGUGUUCCUUCAAUGGUUUCAAAUGUUUCCCAGUAAACUUUACAUUGGUGAACACCCCCGAAUAUGGAAAUUGCUUUACAAUAGAAUCUGGGAACUUUAUAACAAAAAACCCAGGGCCAAAAACGGGCCUGACAUUGAUAUUUUACACUCAGAAUGAUGAGUUCCUGGAAGGAAUCAGUCAGGGAUAUGGAAUGCGUUUACAGAUCCAUGAACCGGGAACUUUCCCGAUGCCAGACCAAGAGGGAAUUUUCCUUUCAUCUUCAUUUGAAACACAUAUCGGUCUGCGAUUGACGGACAUCACUCGUAUAACUCCACCUCACAGAGAAUGUAAUGAUGGAAUUGAGUUCAAAAAGGUCAAUAAAAUGCAGUACUCCAGAUCGGUGUGCCGGAUAUUCUGUGAGCAGGAACAGUCCCUCAGUCAGUGUGGUUGCUACAAUCACGACUACAAGGAAUUCUUCUUCUUCAGCAACAACACGAACAAAAACAGAUGGUGCAAAACUCAACAAGAUAUACGUUGCCUUGCAACUAUUAUGAAGGAAUUUGGUAUGCAACAGAGAACGUGUAGCUGUUUAAAUCCUUGCAAGGAGAAAAAAUACUCUUUAUUUCCCAGUAGCAGGCAAUGGCCCACCGAAGCAUAUAGCACCAUUUUGAUGCAGAGUCUAUGUGAACAGUUUCCUGCCAAAUGUCAGCGUGUUGUCAACAUGAAGACAGACCCACGCUCUCUAGCUCUAAAUUUUGUGAAAGUGACCGUUUACUACGAAGAUCUGAACUACGAGGAAUUCGUUGAGGAACCAGAAAUAGCGACGGCACAGUUUGCCUCGGACGUGGGUGGAGCCGUCGGUUUGUGGAUCGGUCUGUCCGUACUGGCUAUCUUUGAAGUCGUCCAGUUUUUUAUUGAGCUUUGCGCGUACGGUGUACAUGUGUGGCGAUACAAACAAAGGAAAUCCAAGCAGAUCAAAAAACGAAAACAAAGACAAAAUGGCUAUGCCAUAAGAGAAGAAAAGGAUUUUGCAAAUGAAAAAAGAUACCAAGAGAAUUGGAAUUCCUACCGGCAUUAUUAAGCAACAUGCAGAGAAAAUGUAUAUGUGUUCGAUUUUUUGUGUGUUUU
This is a messenger RNA of Magallana angulata, 2221 nucleotides long. RefSeq names its product amiloride-sensitive sodium channel subunit alpha-like. Lineage: Eukaryota; Metazoa; Mollusca; Bivalvia; Ostreida; Ostreidae. Gene Ontology annotation, cellular component: membrane. The record is from RefSeq and is a predicted model, not a curated record. The transcript has 14 exons. The coding region runs from base 246 to 2174 and encodes 642 amino acids. Gene Ontology annotation, molecular function: ligand-gated sodium channel activity. Gene Ontology annotation, biological process: sodium ion transmembrane transport.